AGGUCAUUAAUCCAUGCGCAUUAAUUGCGGUGGUAGUGAAGCAAAUGUUAGUGGUAGUAUAUAUGAAGCAGACAUAGAACGAAAAGGCGCUUCAAUGUUAUUUAUCACUAACGGUUGGGCUCUUAGCAGCACAGGGAGCUUCAUGGACAACGAUAUUGAUUCUGAUCCCUACACUGUGACCAAUACUUCUAAACUUCUUAAUGCCUCUAUGGUCAACUCGAAACUCUACACAACAGCUCGUGUUUCGCCUCUUUCUCUAACAUACUAUGGCCUAUGCAUGAUAAAUGGAAACUACACUGUCAAGCUUCACUUUGCAGAGAUUAUUUUCAUCAAUGAUAUGUCGUUUAACCGUCUCGGGAAGCGGAUAUUCGACGUCUACAUCCAGGACACAUUGGUGUUGAGAGACUUCGAUAUCGAACGAGAAGCUGGUGGUACCGAAAAGCCAAUUGUGAAGAAAUUUAACGCAACCGUCACGCAGAAUACUUUGAGGAUUCAAUUCUACUGGGCUGGAAAAGGAACCACCGAAAUACCGACAAGAGGAGUCUAUGGACCUUUAGUUUCUGCUAUUUCAGUUAAUUAA
Messenger RNA from Vicia villosa (hairy vetch), 580 nucleotides. Its product is annotated as probable LRR receptor-like serine/threonine-protein kinase At1g07650. The record is from RefSeq and is a predicted model, not a curated record. The transcript is spliced from 2 exons. The coding region runs from base 14 to 580 and encodes 188 amino acids. NCBI's taxonomy places the organism in Eukaryota, Viridiplantae, Streptophyta, Magnoliopsida, Fabales, Fabaceae.